AUUUUUCAAAAUUUUCAAGCAGCCAUCCGGGUAUCAUUGUCACAGCAACUGUCCUUGAGUCCAUCUCUCAUCCCUUGUCAGCCUGCAGGCGCAUCAUUCGUUUCUUCGCUUAAGCUUUCCAUGUGCAAGAACUCAGACUGACACAACCCCCAGAUGAUCUACGAAACAACAUCUCUCGGUCCCGCCCCUCACGUGAUUCACCACCCCUUUAUUCUCCCUGGAUUUCGCCAACGUGACGAGAAACACGUGAUAUCGGUCGUCUCUUGACAAACCAGUCCCCCUUCUCUGUCACAAUGGCCGACCAGGACUCGGACCCAGAAACGCUCGACCUCUUCGCUGAGCCUGCAGACUACUGCCCACCACCCCCAAAAGCCACAGCUCAAACGCACACCCUCCUCUCAGGCCGUACCCUCACCAUCCACCUCGUCGGCCACAAUCCUCUAUGGGGGCACCACCUCUGGAACGCCGGCCGCCUAAUCUCCACCUACCUGGAAUCACACCCCACCCUAAUCAUCUCCAAAACCGUCCUAGAACUCGGAGCCGGAGCCGGCCUUCCCAGCCUCGUCUCUACAGAAAUCGGUGCAAGAUUCGUUGUGGUAACGGAUUAUCCGGAUCCGGAUCUGGUGCAGAAUUUAUGGGCGAAUGUGGAGGAGUAUUAUGGAGGGAAGGGAGAGGGAGAGGAGAGGAGGAUUGUGGCGGAGGGAUAUUGUUGGGGUAAUGAUGCAGUGCCAUUGCUUGCUCAUCUCCCUUCGUCUACGUCAAAAACUCCUGGGUUUGAGGUUCUGAUUUUGGCGGAUCUCCUGUUCAAUCAUUCUGAGCAUGGGAAGUUGGUCGCGACGAUAGAAGCUACGUUGCAGAAGACGGAGGAAGCGAAAGCACUGGUGUUCUUCACACCGUAUAGACCGUGGCUGUAUGAGAAAGACAUGGCUUUCUUUGAUCUAGCGAGGCAGAGGGGAUUCGUGGUUGAGAAGGUGCUGGAGGAGAAGAUGGAGAAGGUGAUGUUUGAGAGCGAUCCUGGGGAUGAAGAGUUGAGGAGGACCGUCUUUGGGUUUGUGGUUAGAUGGAAGUUAUAGGGCUGGCGAGGCUAGUUGUCAUUGUUUAGGUGAAAUUGUUUGAGACGACAAGGUCUCGUUUGUAAAAGGGGAAGCUUAGCGAGCCCUUCUCGCUUCACUCUUGGCUGGGCAGAAGGAGCUCAAACACAAUCAUGGUCUGAGAUUAGAACAAAAGAACGGACUGUAGAGAUCCC
This is a messenger RNA of Hyaloscypha bicolor E, 1246 nucleotides long. Its product is annotated as nicotinamide N-methyltransferas-like protein Nnt1. The coding region runs from base 294 to 1073 and encodes 259 amino acids. The record is from RefSeq and is a predicted model, not a curated record. Gene Ontology annotation, molecular function: protein-lysine N-methyltransferase activity. Lineage: Eukaryota; Fungi; Ascomycota; Leotiomycetes; Helotiales; Hyaloscyphaceae. The transcript is spliced from 2 exons. Gene Ontology annotation, biological process: peptidyl-lysine dimethylation.